GUCAAAAAGUGACGCAAUAACCAGUAGAUUUACAGCUUAUCCGUAAAAGCGAAAAAUUGAUUAGCCGUUGAUUAUGUCGUUUUUCAACACACGUAUCGUGUGUAAGAGUCCUAAAAAUGCGCUCCGUUUAACGCUACGAAAAUUUUGAAGCUUUUGAUCGACCAAUUAGAGCAAAAAGAUAUUUGCUUCUUUCGCCCUGAUUGGCUAAUCAAACAAUUCAAAACUUUCGUAACGUCAAGCGGAACGCGCCUCUAUCCGACUCCGACACAAUUUUUUCAAUCCUGCAUUUAGCCAGCCAUAAAAAUUACACAUAUGUUAGGUGUCGGGUUGUACAAGACAUGACAAGAGAACAUAACUUUUGUAUUGGUUAGGUUAGGUUUAGUGAACAUCCGUCUACCUGUCAUAAUGCUAAUUGUUCCAACAUAUUUUUUAAAUAUUUGUAUGCAGAUGCGAUACACGGAUAAGCAUUAUUGUCGAGAAAGUGAAAUUAUGUUAAGCAUCAUCACACUAUGCCGCAAAAAUUGAUGAAUUCAAUGUUCGACGAACAGAAAAAUGCUAGGCAGCUGAUCUAUCAACGUGGAAGGGAAAGUUCUCCGUAUUAUGUAUUUUUACACUCGGAUGAUGAAAGUAGUACAGAUGAGGAGAAUAUCUCUUUACAAGUUAUCAAACGAUCCACAUCACCACGUCGGAAAAUUGAGGUGAUCAAUAUACAAGUAAAACCUGAAGAUACCUUACAGGCAUUGGCUCUUCGAUAUAGAUGUACAAUAUCUGAAUUAAAACGAAUUAAUAAAAUUGACAAAGAGAAUGAGAUAUAUGCAAAGCCUUAUAUUAAGGUUCCUGUACAACCAUUUUCUAUUCUAACUGAGACAUUAUCUGAAAGUCAAAAUAAGAAUAUUACAUUUACAUUAAGUCAAGAAAAAUUAGCAAAAAAGGAAGAGCAACUUAUAGAUUUUGACACUAUAUCGACCACAGAAUCUUCAAAUAUAGAAAUUAAUACUAUUAUAUUAAAUUCGGUAUGUGAACCUUUAUCAUCCUUUAAUAAUGCCAAUUCUUCUGAGGUUCUACACACAGAACAUGAUCGAUUACUUAAUGAUAUGGACAGUACUGAAAUAGCAGAAUCUUGUGAAACAGAUAUAUUUAAAUGUUCUGGAGACAAUUGGGGAUUGUCUUGGAUGCAACUUCUUGUGUUUUCAUUACUGUUGAGUUUUGCAGGACCUAUUAUUAUAUACAUACUUUAUAUAGCUGAAUAUUCAACAAAAACAAAUAUAACUAUAAGUAAUUGAUAUUUUGUGUAAAAAAAGUAUGUAUAGAUAUAAUAAGUAUAAAAUAGAAGAGAAUAUAUAUUUUCUAUGCAGAUAUAAUUUCUAUAAAUUUUGGGACUAAACACUCAAUGUUUUGAUUAUCAUACAGAUAUAAUAAUUAAAUAUAUGCAUUAUAAAUUUAGAGACAUCUUUGCAUUAAGAUUUUAUUAGUGCAGUUGGAAUUGUAUAUAUUUUUAUAUUUAAAAAUAUACUUUCUCUUAUUCUAUUUUAUAUCAUAAAAAUAAUUUAGUCUCAGACUAGUAUUUUUUAUACUGAGUGAGAUUUUUUUAUUGAAGAUAUAACUAUUAUAGAAUGGUUCAAAUGUAAACACGCGCGAGACCUUUCUUGUAAAAAUUUUGUACAUAAAGCUUAUAUUUGAACCAUCCAUACAUAUUAAGUAUAAAUUUAUAUCAGAAAUAUAAAUAUUAUUAAUAGACUUAGAUAACAGAUUCUAAUAUAAUUUAACGAAAUAACUAAAUUAUUAUUUUUUAUCUAAGAAAAAUUGUUAACUUGUGCUAUAGCAAGCAUAAUUGUGAUAAACUUUUGACACGAUAAUUAAUUUAAUAAAAUUGAUUAAAUCCUA
Cataglyphis hispanica is the source of this 1884-nucleotide messenger RNA. Its product is annotated as lysM and putative peptidoglycan-binding domain-containing protein 3. Lineage: Eukaryota; Metazoa; Arthropoda; Insecta; Hymenoptera; Formicidae. The record is from RefSeq and is a predicted model, not a curated record. The transcript is spliced from 3 exons. The coding region runs from base 510 to 1283 and encodes 257 amino acids.